AUGGCCCAGGAAUAUCAGCUCUAUAUCAACGGCAAACAAUGCCAGGGUGGCCGCCCAAGCGAAGACACGAUCAAUCCGUACACCAAUAAGCCUUGGGCGAAGGUGGCACAGGCAUCCGUCGAAGACGUACAGGCUGCAAUUCGAGCGGCCGAGGUGGCUUUUGAAAGCUGGUCCAAAGUUCCCGGGGUCCAGAGAGCCAAACUGCUGAACAAGCUGGCCGAUCUGAUCGAGGAAGACGCUGAGUCGCUAUCAAUAAUCGAGUCGUCCGACAAUGGCAAGAUUCGACGCGAGACAAAAAGCCAGAUGUUCUUUUCCGCCAGAAACUAUCGGUUCUUUGCUGGGAUGGCCGACAAGUUGACCGGCGAGGUGAAGCCGAUGGACAACCCGCAGGUCUUCGACUACACCAUGCGCGAGCCUUAUGGCGUUUGUGCUUUGAUCACGCCGUGGAACAGUCCCAUUGCUAUCCUCACCAACAAGCUGGCUCCGUGUCUCGCAGCAGGAAACACGUGCGUGGUUAAGCCCUCGGAGUAUACAUCAGUGAGCACGCUAUACUUCGCCAAACUUGUCGAGAAGGCAGGAUUCCCGCCCGGUGUGUUCAAUGUCGUGACAGGAAAGGCAGAAGUCGGCAAGGCUUUGGUGACCAACCCGGCUAUCGGUCGCAUCAGUUUCACGGGUAGUGUCGAUAUCGGGCGCAUAGUCGCUCAGCAGGGCGCGCAAAAUAUUAUUCCCGUGACGCUCGAGCUUGGAGGAAAGUCAGCGAACAUCAUUCUGGAUGAUGCUGAGCUGGACCGGGCGAUCCCAGGCAGCGUCGCGGGCAUCUUUGCUGCGUCGGGCCAGACAUGCAUCGCGGGCUCACGGCUACUGGUCCAUCGAUCAGUUUACGAUACCGUGGUCAACGGGAUCCUGGAGAGGAUCAAAUCGAUCAGAUUCGGCGACCCGCAAGACAUGACCACAGACAUUGGACCUGCUGCGCACGCCGCACAAUGGGAAGCUAUACACCAACACAUCGACAAGGCCGAGAAAGCCGGCGCGAAACUACUGGUGGGCGGGAGAGAGGCGAGCAAAAAGAUCGGAGGACUCUUUGUCGCGCCGACGGUCUUUGGCAACGUCGAUCCGAACAGCGACCUCGCGCAAAAGGAAAUCUUUGGGCCCGUGCUCGCAGUAAUCCCCUUCGAUUCGGACGAGCAGGCCGUCAAGAUCGCCAACGGCACCAUCUUCGGCCUCGCCGCCGGGAUCUGGACCAUGAACAUCCGGCGCGCCCAUAAACUGGCCAGCCAGCUCAAAGCGGGUCAAAUCUGGGUCAAUACGUACCGGGCGGGUGCCGCCAUGGCUCCUUUUGGCGGGUAUGGACAAAGUGGAUAUGGCAAGGAGCGCGGGACGGAGGCAUUGCUGGAAUACACACGGAUCAAGAACGUCAUGGUCGACCUCAGCGACGAGGUGAGGGAUCCAUUCACUAUCAAGGUCUAG
Messenger RNA from Fonsecaea nubica, 1467 nucleotides. RefSeq lists its product as hypothetical. Gene Ontology annotation, molecular function: aldehyde dehydrogenase (NAD+) activity. The transcript has a single exon. Lineage: Eukaryota; Fungi; Ascomycota; Eurotiomycetes; Chaetothyriales; Herpotrichiellaceae. The coding region runs from base 1 to 1467 and encodes 488 amino acids. The record is from RefSeq and is a predicted model, not a curated record.